AUGGAAGACCCAAUUUCAUCUUCAUCUUCAUCUUCAAUUACAUCAUCACCAAUUACUGAUCCUCCUUCACAUCCACAUCAAAUCGACAGAAAUAAUAAUCUACUAUGUGCCGAGUCAUUUAGUCAAAUUAUCAAGAAAGAAGAAGCUGUUGUUACUGUCUCUAAUGCUUGUUCAACUAAUUCCACUGUCUUGGCUUUGAAUUUUGAACGUAAAAGACUACGCAGUCUUAGUAUUGAUGAACAAAAAGAAAAAGAAGAGAGUGGAAAUCAAGAAAACAACAAUGGAGAAGAAGCAAAGGAUGAACUAUAUGACGAGUCAUUCUGUGAAAUUGUGAAGAAAGAAGUUGUUACUAUCUCUGAUUCUUGUUCAACUAAUUGCACCGUCUUCGCAUUGGAUGAACGUAAAAGUCUAAGCAGUCCUAGUACUGAUGAAGGAACUGUAAUAGACAAAGGGCAAAAAGAGCAUGAUAGACAGAAUGGAAAUCAAGAAUCUGAACUAGAUGAACAAAAAGAGAAUGAAGGACGAAAAGAAGAGUUUGGAAAUCAUGAAAACAGCAAUGGAGAAGAAGAAGAUGAAACCGAAGAAACAGAGGAAGAAGAAACAGGGGAAAGUGAAAAUCAUGAAGAAUCAGAACAAAAUGAUCAAAGUGGAAAUCAAGAAUCAGAACAAAAUGAUCAAAGUGGUAAUCAAGAUGAUGAUGAUGAUGAUGAUGAUGAUGAUGAUGAUGAUGGCGAAGAAGAGAACAGAGGAACUGAUGAAAAUCAAGAAGAAAAUGAAGACGACGACUACGAAGAAGAAGAUGAUCAUCAUUUGGAUUUGGCGAUUUUAGAGUCCAUCUAUGAAUACAAGUGUGAAAAUACAAGUGGCGAUUUCCGAAAUCCACACUCCGAAAAUCUAUACCUCCACAUCCAGAAUGCAAUUCCAAGCUUAAAGAUCCCCCAAUUGAAAGUGGUGGAAAAGAUCGUAUCAUUUCAGGAAAAGUUCAAUCGUCUUAGGGAAACGGAAACAGAUAAUUUCGACCAACCCAUUGAUGAAGAAAUCUUCAACUGGUGUAAGCAAAUAUGGGGUGAUUCUGAACGUAAAAGAAGACGUAGUCCUAGUACUGAUGACAGUGGAAAUCAGACAGUUUUGUAA
Messenger RNA from Lycium barbarum (goji berry), 1134 nucleotides. RefSeq lists its product as uncharacterized. Gene Ontology annotation, biological process: regulation of DNA-templated transcription. Gene Ontology annotation, cellular component: nucleus. Bases 1 to 1134 code for a protein of 377 amino acids. The record is from RefSeq and is a predicted model, not a curated record. The transcript has a single exon. Lineage: Eukaryota; Viridiplantae; Streptophyta; Magnoliopsida; Solanales; Solanaceae.